CGUCGGACGCGUCCCCCUCCCCCGUCAUGCCUCACCCAUCUUCCCAUCCUAUACACUCAGAUGCGCACCAGCUCUCUCACGCCCCUUCACCCGAAACAGCCCGCUCCUCUCGCCGAUGCGCACCCCGGGCUUCAACCCGCCGAAGGAGCGCCUCAAGAUCAUCAAGGAGAAGCUAACGCCCAAGGAGAACAUAUACACCAUUCCGAACCUGCUCACGGUCUCGCGCAUUGUCGCGUGCCCCUUCCUCGGCUACGCGAUCCUGCACGGGAACUUCCACAUCGCCACCGGGCUGCUGGUGUACGCGGGCUUGACUGACUUGGUCGACGGGUAUUUGGCUCGGAACUUCAAGAUGGGCUCGGUGCUUGGGACGAUCCUGGAUCCUGCGGCGGACAAGACGCUUAUGACUACCUUGACCGUGACGCUGGGCAUGAAGGGCCUCAUACCUGUACCACUGGCGGUCCUGAUCAUUGGCCGAGACGUACUCCUUAGCUUGUCUGCGUUCUACAUCCGCUAUACCUCCCUCCCGGCACCGAAAACCAUGGCACGAUACUGGGACUUUUCAAUACCGUCUGCCGAGGUGCAUCCCACCAUGAUCAGCAAGAUCAACACCGCGCUACAGCUGCUCCUCAUGGGCGCGGCCACUGUAGCACCAAUAUUGCCCUUCGACCUCGCCGACCCAUUGUGGUAUCUACAAUGGACCGUCGCCGCUACGACAAUAUCAAGCGGCUUAUCCUACGUCUUCUCCAAGAACGCAGUCCGUAUAUUAUCGAAAGGGCCUAAGCCAUGACGAAGAUUGCCUCUACAUCUCGGCCGUUGUCGUUCCUGGGGGAACUUGGAUCGGCUCAUGCGAGAAUCGAUACUUGCCACUGCAUUCAGGAAACUCGCCUGAAGAGUUCCAUCGGCAUGCGACCGCACGGGCUUUCAUCGACCGUCUACCUAAAGGCGCGUAUAAUCUACUUUCACGGGCUAGUAAAGAGUCUAGUCAUAGAUUGCAAAACAACACUGCAUGGCUCGGUCAGAAAAAA
Schizophyllum commune H4-8 is the source of this 1025-nucleotide messenger RNA. RefSeq lists its product as uncharacterized. The record is from RefSeq and is a predicted model, not a curated record. The transcript has 6 exons. Gene Ontology annotation, molecular function: CDP-diacylglycerol-glycerol-3-phosphate 3-phosphatidyltransferase activity; cardiolipin synthase activity. The coding region runs from base 116 to 787 and encodes 223 amino acids. Lineage: Eukaryota; Fungi; Basidiomycota; Agaricomycetes; Agaricales; Schizophyllaceae. Gene Ontology annotation, cellular component: membrane; mitochondrion. Gene Ontology annotation, biological process: cardiolipin biosynthetic process.